UCUGAAUCAUUCUCAUCUCUUCAUCUCCCAUCUCAUAGUGAUGAUUUUUCAAUUGUUGCUGCCAUUGUAAAUAACAUCUGCAUUCUCUCUGUAUAUAUUCCUCAUCAAUCAUCUUCUAUUUUUAACGAAUUAGAACAAAUCAUCACUUCUUUACCUAGGCCCUUGUUGAUUCUAGGAGAUUUCAAUUCACACCAUCAGUUUUGGGGCAGUUCAGCAUCCAACUAUAAUGGACAUCGUGUUUUAAAAAUUCUAGAUGAUUACAAUCUAUGUGUCCUAAAUACUGGCUCUCCGACUCGCCGUACAGCGCCUACAGAAUCUCCCAGUGCUGUUGAUCUAUCCAUUUGCUCCGCUGAACUGGCUUCCUCUUUCAUCUGGCAAACUCUAGAUUCUACAUUUGGUAGUGAUCAUUUUCCAAUUAUAGUCUCAUUUCCUUCAACAAAACGACCACCUUCGAAACCUAGCCCUAGGCUUAAGUACAAUUUAUGUAAUGCUGACUGGAAAAAUUUCAAAAGCUGUGUAGAGAAGAAAUUGUUGUUUUUGCCAAGUUUAGAUGAUACUGACGUAGUUGGCUGCUCGGUUGCUUUGGCCCGGGUGAUCACAGAAACAGCUGAUGAUGUUUUUCCUGUAAAAAAUACAUAGUAAAUUUGGUUAUUCAGUCCGGUAUAGUACCAGAUUCAUGGAGAUCCCAAGUAGUUAUUCCUAUUUUAAAACCCAAUAAACCAGCAUCAGAUGUUUCUUCCUAUCGCCCUAUUGCCCUCUCCUCAGUAUUUGCAAAAGUAGCCGAACACUUAAUUAAAAACAGGUUAGAAUUUUUUGUUGAAAAGAAUCAAUUACUAUCUCAUAGUCAGUUUGGGUUCCGAAAAGGUAGAUCUACCUAUGAUAGUUUGUCAAUAUUAAUUGCAGACAUACGAUUGGCAUUUUCUAAAAAUGAGUCAAUAGUAGCUGCUUUUCUUGAUAUAAGUGCUGCUUAUGAUAAUGUUUUGGUUUCAGUGUUACAAGAUAAGCUUCUCAAGUUAGGCAUUCCAGAAAUGUUGAGUAACUUUGUAAUAAACCUUUUAUCUGAACGGUCCAUUAGUCUUCUUAUCGAUGACAACAAUAAAAUUUCUCGUUUAGUGUGGAGAGGAUUACCACAAGGAUCUGUAUUAAGUCCAUUGUUAUACAAUAUCUAUACAUCUGAUUUAGAGGCAUCGCUAAAUGGUACAGUUAGUGUCUUACAGUAUGCUGAUGAUUUAUUACUUUAUUCAUCAAAUCUUUCUCCUGAACAGGCCAGUAGAUCAGUCACUAGUUCCUUAGGUUUCCUGAAGUCAUGGUUAGAUUCUAAUGGUUUAGAACUUUCUGUUCCUAAAAGUGUUGUGGUUUUAUUUACUAGAAAACUGUUUCCUCCUCCAAUCAAAGUGCAAUUUGAUAACUACUCCAUUUCAGUAAAAGUUAAAACUAAAUUCCUUGGUGUCAUUUUAGACAGUAAAUUAACAGGUCUCCCACAUUGUGAGUACAUAGUUUCUAAAUGUGAAAAAAAUAUUAAUAUUCUUAGGUGUGUUUCUGGUGUUUGGUGGGGUUCACAUCCCUUUUGCAUGAAACUAAUGUACAAUGCUUUAAUAAGAAGUAUUUUAGAUUAUGGGACAUUUUUGCUAGAGCCAGGUUAUGUCGCUGGCUUCCAAAAACUAGAUCGUAUUCAGUCUAAAGCCCUUAGAAUCAUUUGUGGUGCCAUGAAUUCUAGUCCUAUCAAUGCUAUGCAAGUUGAGUGUGCAGAGCCUCCGUUACAUUUACGACGCCAAUAUCUUUGUGAUAGAUUUCUUUUCCGUUGCUCCCAAUUCUCUAAUCAUCAACUCUGGAGAAUCUUGUCUAACCUCCUUCUUCAAAUAACUACUUCCAACUAUUGGACACACAAGAGUCCUCCUUGUUUAAUCAAAAGUUUUCAAAAAUUUAAAUCUAUUUCAGCUCCCACUGUUAGCUCUUCUACACUUCCCAUUUUUCAGCAUGAAUAUGAGUCUCUUACACUAGUUCCUCCAGUUCUCCUGAAUAUAGGUAUUUCAAAGAAUGAUAUAGAACAAAACCAACAAUUUCUGGGUUUUAUUGGCACUGAUUGUCAGGAUGCUAACCAUAUGUAUACCGAUGCUUCUAAGAUGUCCGUCAGUGGUUGUGUUGGUAUUGGAGUACUUCAUAUUCAAUCCAAUAUUUACCAAAAGAUAAAGUUGCCUCCCGAAUCCUCUGUGUACAGUGGUGAGUGCUUUGGAAUCCUGAAAGCAUUAGAGUUUAUCAUCAUUAUGCAUCUUAAAAAAACAAUUAUAUUUUCGGAUUCUUUAAGUUCUCUUCAAGCAAUAUCUAAAAUUCCUUUUAAAUCUAAAUCCAACAACCCAAUUAUAUAUCAAAUUCGUAGCCUAUUGUUAAAAUGUCAUCUUAAAGGGUAUUCCGUCUCCAUUGCUUGGAUUCCUGGUCAUAGAGGGAUUAAAGGCAAUGAAAGAGUUGAUGAAUUAGCUCGAGAUGCCAUUAUCUGUGGAGACAUGUUUCCAUUUAAAAAUGUUGCUGAAGACCUAUUAGCUCUACCCAAAUUAUUCCUACGAAAGGAGUGGUCGAAACAGUGGACAUCUGGUACAGGUACUGCUUCUGCGUUACACUAUCGAAGCAUUCAAUCAUCAAUUCCUAUCAAACCAUGGUUUGCUAAAAUCUCUUUGUCAAAACCGGCUACCAGUAUGUUAAUCCGAAUGAGGUUGGGUCACGUAUGUACUCCACAACACCUGAAACUGCAAAAUCGUGUGGCCAGCUCCGCAUGUAUUUGUGGAGCUGAUCCCGCUGAUCUUAACCAUAUAUUUUUUGGGGAACCGCUAAUACACAGCCAAAUAAUGCUCAACCCAAGAAUGUACAGCCCAAUAAUUGGCGUCCAUGAUGUACGUCUAUUAUUGGGUCGUGUAUUAUUGGGUUGAGCAUUCUCGGUCCGCGCAGGCUUGGUCCGGGGCGAUAAUACGAAGCCACUCUUUUCACAGGGCAAUAAUGUACGACCCAAUAAUACGCGUCCACUAAUUUGAGUCCUUGGCUUUCAAAUAUUGGGCUGCGCAUUAUUGGCACACGUCGAGAAAGCCCGACCCAAUAAUGUACGACCCAAUAAUAGGAAGCCAAAAACCAGAGACAUUCUUUUUUUUAAGAGAGCUGUCAAAAUUAGUAGGGACGUUCUGACUCGAGCUCGUGACAGCUUAAAAAUAAUCGGUUUUUUCUAGUGACAUCUUUCAGUGACAUUGACAGUAUUGACACUUGUUUGGUUUACAAUUUGUUAUAAUUUUUUAAUUUUUUGCAACAAAAGUCCUAAUAUUUUUCCGUACUUAAUGUCUUCAUUAUAUACAAGUAUGCAAGAAAUCAUGGCAAGAGAUCCUUAAUCGUUUUGGAAUUAAAUGAAUUCUAAAAGCAGUAGAGGUAGGUACGGAAAAAAUAUUAAUUAAUGGAGAACCUUUGUCCGGUGAACAAGUAAUGAAUUUGCUAGGUUUUUUCACUCCGUGGUCAGCGUGGAGAAGCCAAAGUUGGAGACUACAUGAGGCACAGACAGCAGUAUGUAGAUUAUGAAGGGCACAGAUUGAAACCAGCAGUGACAUGGGCCAUUUGUUCAAUAGAAUAUCUUGGUUUAUCGAAAUUGGCUGAGACAGCAAGGUGCAGGUCUCUGGAAAAUAUAUUAGGGAGCUGAUACAGGCAGUGUUGGCCGAAACGUUAAUGCAAUUAACCAUUAACCAGUACAAACUGAACCGUAAACUGUAACUGUCCGUUACGGUUUACGGUUCAAUUUGUACUGGUUAAUGGUUAAUUGCAAUUAACGUUCGGCCAACACUGGAUACAGGCAGCCAGAAUGAGUCUCUGCUGAGUCGCCGUCUGACGUCUUCGUGCCAGGUGCCAGUCGCCAGUUGCAGGGGAAGAUGCGAAUAGUUAUACAAGCGAGCAUGAUGACGUCUCUCAAAAACUGAUAGACACAAUACUCUUACUCGCCUUGUUACCAGAGGCAACCUCCAGCAGCAGUGGGACCAGCGCGGCCCCCUGCGCCCCCGCCCCGUCCCUCGCCCCUGCAGAGCGGACACCAGCGCCCUCUACAACUCUACCGGCGCCCGCCGUGUCUCCACCUUCUUCAAAAACGACAACCGGUGUUAGAUCUCCAAUUGACAUGACAAUACGAUGGACCUAGCUAGGCUAACAUUUUUAUUUUACCUUUUUAUCUCUGUAUAUUCCCAAGUCCCCAAGGGCACAGAUGGGAAUAUCAUAAUAUAGAUUACUCCCAUCCCCGUCCGCGCCCCCGCCUGAUGUGUGGCGGCCGUCACGUGAAGCCUUGACAAAUGUGAAUACAACCGUUGCCGCCAUAACAAUAAAUACUAAAAACAAUAGAUAAUGGUACGGAACCCUUCGUGCGCGAGUCCGACUCUCACUCUCACUUUCACGACUUUUCUUUCUAAGAUUAUUUUGAUUGGUUUGUCUACCAAUUAAUUUCUGUAUAAAUCAGUACCUAUAACAAAAUUCUUGCCCUUUUUAUUUCCCAAUUUAUAAUCUAAUUAUAGUCUUCAUCUUCUCAAAUCAUUUUUUAGCCUAAGAAUACAUUAUAAACCUAAGUAAUCUGUUAAACAAAAACCAUUGUCUCUAUUGUGACGGGCUCUAAGCUUCCAACUUGGCACGUGGCAAAGCAACAAUGCCGUUUAAAAAGCAACUGAAUCGCGAUAGUACUAUAGUUCAAAUCUUUUUGACAGCUCAUUCAAGAUAACACGGUUGCGUAAUGUGGAUGGUUCGGUCGACCACCCCGAUAUAGGCGAGAAUACACAGCGCUCGUAAGAUUUCAACUUUAGUACUAUCGCGAUUCAGUUGCUUAUUAAACGGCAAUGUUGCUUUGCCACGUGCCAAAGUUGGAAGCUUGGAGCCCGUUACAAUAGAGACAAUGGCUUUUGUUUAUAGAUCCAAUCAUAUCAACUGAGCUAAUGCACUCACCUGUACUAACAAUGGCAUCGUAUUAUUACAAUACUAUUAUCCGCUUUUGUUCUCGUAGCCGCCACGCCAACUAGUUACUUACAAAAUAAGUUAGAAGUGCAUUGCAUGUAUAUUCAAUUUUCACAUCACCAAUUCGAAAAAGGGUUUUUUCUUCCCUGCUAGGAGGGAUCAAAGUGGCACUUUUCUUCCCUGCUAGGAGGGAUCAAAGUAACACUUUUCUGUUCUAGGACACUAUUUAAAAACAAUUGCACAUUAUUUUUUUAGCUUAAAUAAUAUUUUUAAACAUCAUAAUUACCUCAUAGGUGAUGUGAAAAGCAGUAUGUGUCACAUGGUAGCAAAAUUAUUUCCAUCUUGGGCGUAACACACUUGAAUCCCUCACUACGCUCAGGAUUCUACUUUAGAAUCUUCGUUACUCUCGGGAUUCUAUUAUAGAAACCUUCGCUUCGUUUAAGAUUCAAUGUACGCCCUCGCCGUAAAUAUGUCAUUUUGCUCCCUUGUAACACAAUCUACUAUUUUAACCUUAUUCCUUGUUGAAUGGGGUUAAAAUGGUCUAAAAUAAAAACAUGUUGUAACAUAUGGUUUUCUACAGAGUGCAUUCGUUUUGGGUGUCGACGGUUGUAAAAUGCAAAUAAAGUUAUGUUAGCCAUUAUUUAGUUAGUGUAUUUUGUAGCCUAUUUAAAAAAUAGAGUCGUUAAUCUAUACUAACAUAUCAAGGCGGUUAUAAUCUGCUUUUACUACGAGGUAGUUAUCCUAAUUUGUGGUUUACCACUUAAUGGCAUUGUAUUCUUGAGACUCUUUGAGUAAACAGGUAAGUGCAUUAGCUCAAUUGAUAUGAUUCCAUCUAUAACAGAUUAUUGACUUGGGCGAAAAAAACAUUUGAGAAGAUGAAGAUUAUUUGUGAUGCGUAUAGUUUUAUAUUACUUACCUUUGCCUUCUUUAGCUAAACGGAAAAAGUGGCCGCCAUUUGCCGUUUAGAUGAUGAAGCAAAAAACCGGCCAAGUGCGAGUCGGACUCGCACACGAAGGGUUCCGUACCAUUACGCAAUAAACGGCAAACGGCCCCAUUAUUUUUUUUUUGUUAUUAUAGCGGCAACAGAAAUACAUCAUCUGUGAAAAUUACAACUGUCUAGCGAUCACGGUUCACGAGAUACAGCCUGGUGACAGACAGACAGAUGGACAGUGGAGUCUUAGUGAUAAGGUCCACAAAUUGCCCUGUCCCGGCCUCUGCAAUAAUGUACUAUUUCUCAAACAUGCAAUGAAAUAUUGAUAUUAUGUUCUUCAUAUUAGGCUGGAAAGUAUCACGUCUCGGGUGCGGCCAGACGAGAGGAAUUUAAUUAAAUUUCGUACAUAGUUGCAGACCUAGGCCGGAAAGUAGCUCUUUUUAACCGACUUCAAUUUCAUAGAAGGAGGAGGUUCUGUAUUCGGUUGUGGCUAUUUUUUUUUUUAAUUUCCAUUUCACAUAUAUUUGUGACACAGCAUCAUGGCAUUCAGCCAUUAAAAAAAAAAUUGAAGCAAUACUUGCUUUUUGGUUCAUUAUGACAUUCUGUCAAUACGCCUAUUAAAAAAAUAAAAUAAACGAUGUUUGCUAUA
Messenger RNA from Cydia strobilella, 6536 nucleotides. RefSeq lists its product as uncharacterized. Gene Ontology annotation, molecular function: RNA-DNA hybrid ribonuclease activity; nucleic acid binding. The record is from RefSeq and is a predicted model, not a curated record. The transcript is spliced from 5 exons. Bases 1029 to 2921 code for a protein of 630 amino acids. Lineage: Eukaryota; Metazoa; Arthropoda; Insecta; Lepidoptera; Tortricidae.